Molecule: messenger RNA, 1573 nt
Organism: Juglans microcarpa x Juglans regia
Lineage: Eukaryota; Viridiplantae; Streptophyta; Magnoliopsida; Fagales; Juglandaceae
Product: protein FAR-RED IMPAIRED RESPONSE 1-like
Exons: 2
Coding region: 605-1573 (322 amino acids)
Biological process (GO): regulation of DNA-templated transcription
Molecular function (GO): zinc ion binding
Source: RefSeq, a predicted model, not a curated record
UUCAGACUUUUUUUAUGCGAUCAAUGUGGGCCCUGACAUGAGAUUAAAGAAUGUGUUUUGGGCAGACGCCCGAAUUAGAGCUGCGUAUUAAUCAUUCGGGGAUGUAAUCACAUUUGAUACAACAUACCUGACCAAUGCUUAUAAAAUGCCUUUUGCGCCGUUCGUGGGUGUGAACCAUCAUAGUCAGUUAAUUCUAUUUGGCUAUGGAUUGAUAUCCAAUGAGGAUGCACAUACUUUUGAGUGGUUGUUUCAAUCAUGGUUGAAGUGUAUUAAUGACCGACCACCAAAUGCAAUCAUUACAGACCAAGAUAAGGCAAUGAAACUUGCAAUUGCGAGGGUGUUUCCUUCGUCUAGGCAUCGUUUUUGCUUGUGGCAUAUCAUGAAGAAACUUCCUGAGAAGUUUGGAUCAUAUUCUCGAUAUGACGAGAUCAAGAGUACUCUGCACAAAUGUGUGUAUGACUCGUUAAAUGAGAAUGAAUUUGAAGAACGAUGGUGUGAAUUGCUUGACAACUAUGAUCUUCGUGAUAAUGCUUGGUUGGGAUCUCUUUAUGUUGAUAGGCGGUUUUGGGUGCCGGCGUAGGUUAAAAACACAUUUUGGGCUGGAAUGUCAACUACACAACGUAGUGAAGGCAUGACUGCAUUUUUUGAUGACUACGUUCACUCUAGGACCACAUUGAAACAAUUUGUUGAUCAGUAUGAUUCAGCCCUUAGGAGGAAGGCAGAAAAUGAAGCAAUUACUGACUUCAAUUCAUUUAACACUGAAAUUCCUUGCAUCUCCCGCUAUCCUAUCGAGAAGCAAUUUCAAAAAAUAUACACAAUUGCCAAGUUUAAGGAAGUCCAAGAAGAAUUUCGAGGGUUUUUAUACUUGACUACCUCGUAUUUAGGGGGAGAUGGUGCAAAAUAUACGUACGGUGCCACGGAUGAGAUUGAAGUCUGUGAUGGACUCCUUAAACGUGCAAACUACAUGGUGAGCGUACAUGAUGAAGAUCCCUUAGAGAUUACAUGCAGUUGCAAGUUGUUUGAGUUUAGGGGAAUAUUAUGUAGACAUGCUCUUCGUAUUCUGACGCAGUUAGGCAAAAGUGAAGUUCCUCCAAAAUAUAUUUUGGAUCGGUGGAGGAAGGAUAUAAAGAGAAAAUAUCUACUCAUAAAAAGUAGUUAUGAGGCGACGAGCAACCUCAAGAGACAAAGGUAUGAUCGGAUCCAAACUUGCUUCUAUCAACUGUGUUCAAAUGCCGAAAAGACCGAGAGAAACUGUGUGAAAUUGAUCGGUCAACUAGAACAAUUGAAGCUAGAGUACCCGGAUGACGAUUCAAGAGAAGGUACUUCCACAACUAGUCCAACUACUCCCAUCAAUGGCACGACAGGAAAAGUUUUUAGUCCGUUAGUAGUCUGGAGUAAAGGGAGACCACUAAGUAAGAGAAGAACGCAUCCCGUUGAGAAGGCUCUCAAGAAACCGAGUACGAGAAGGAGAUUGCCAACAACCGAGAUGAGUAAUCACUUAUCAAGAGAAGAUAGACCAAAUACAAAUGUGAGCGGCACACGACAUGAGGCUCUGCAAACCCAAGUACACUAA